AACCCUGAUCAUAUGCGAAACUCCUAUUGGAGAAGACAUUCUUCUGCAUAUGGGCGUCAUCAUCAGACUAUAAUGCUACAGAUAGAACCAUAAGAUUAGUUUUAAAAUAUAUAUUUGGUAACGCUGUUUGUUGUAAGUGACCUGAUUGUACUUUUGCAGCGGAUCUGCAACAGGAAACCAUCAUCUCUUCAAGUCUUUAGUUCGUGAUUUGUUGUCCAUAGGCAAAGUAAAAGAUGGCCCAGUGGUGCCAGCUGCAACUACUGGAGUCGAAAUACCUGGAGCAGGUCGACCAGCUCUACGAUGACUCCUUCCCCAUGGACAUCAGGCAGUACCUCAGCAAGUGGAUUGAGAGCAUUGACUGGGAAAAUGUGGCUGUUCAGGACUCCUUAGCAACAGUACGUUUCCAUGACCUCCUAGCCCAGCUGGAUGAUCAACACAGCCGCUUCGCCCUGGAAAACAACUUCCUGCUACAACACAACAUCCGCAAGAUCAAGAGAAACCUCCAGGACCACUUUCAGGAGGACCCCGUUCACAUGGCCAUGAUCAUCUCCAGAAACCUGAAGGAGGAGCAGAAGAUUCUGGCUGCUGCCAAAAGCAUAGAGACGGACAGAGAAAACACACAGACCAGCAUGGUUCUGGAGAAACAAAAGCUGGACAACAAAGUCAAAGACAUGAAAAACAAGGUUCAGGAAGCGGAUCAGAAUCUAAAGUCUCUGGAAUACCUUCAAGACGAGCAUGACUUUAAGGAAAAUACUCUUAAGAACAGAGAACAUGAAAUGAACGGGCUGACACCGAAACAGCUGGAACACGAGAAGCUGCUGAUUGCAGAGAUGUGUUUGAAGCUGAAGAUCAAGAGAGGGGAAGUGGUUGGCCAGUUGGCGGAGGUGCUCAACAUGGCCGAGGCGGUCCAGUCAGACCUGAUCUCAGAUGAGCUGGCAGAGUGGAAGAAGAGGCAGCAGAUCUCCUGUAUCGGAGGACCACCCAACGCAUGUCUGGACCAACUGCAGAACUGGUUCACAGCGGUGGCGGAAAGCCUGCAGCAGGUGAGGCAGCAGCUGAAGGAGCUCCAGGAACUAGAGCAGAAGUACACAUACGACAACGACCCAAUCAAACAGCAGAAAGGCUUCCUGGAGGGGCGGGCCCUGACACUGUUCCGGAACCUCCUAGAACAUUCCUUGGUGGUGGAGAGACAGCCCUGUAUGCCCACACAUCCACAGAGACCUCUGGUGCUGAAGACACAGGUGCAGUUCACUGUCAAGCUCCGAUUUCUGGUGAAGCUCCAGGAAUUCAAUUAUCAACUCAAAGUGAAAGCUUUGUUUGACAAGGACGUUACAGAAAAGAAAGGGUUUCGUAAGUUCAACAUAUUGGGCACCAACACAAAAGUUCUGAAUAUGGAGGAGUCAAAUGGAAGCUUGGCUGCAGAGUUUCGCCAUUUGCAACUGAAAGAGCAGAAAGUAGCCGGCAACAGAACAAAUGAGGGGCCUCUCAUUGUGACAGAGGAGCUGCACUGCAUCUGCUUUGAGUCUGAACUCAACCAGUCAGGUCUGGAGCUCAAGCUAGAGACCAUCUCCCUGCCCAUCGUGGUCAUCUCCAACGUCAGCCAGUUGCCCAGUGGCUGGGCCUCCAUCCUGUGGUACAACAUGCUGUCCAGCGAGCCCAAGAACCUGAAGUUCUUCCUGAGCCCUCCUGCAGCAUCCUGGGGUCAGCUGUCUGAGGUGCUGAGCUGGCAGUUCUCCUCUGUCACCAAGAGGGGACUCAAUGAAGAGCAGCUAGGCAUGCUGGCCGACAAACUACUGGGCCAGAAAGCACAGAGGAAUCCUGAGGGCCUUAUCCCCUGGACCAAGUUCUGUAAGAGUCUCAGUGAGAAGAGCUUUCCCUUCUGGCUGUGGAUCGAAGCUAUCCUGGACCUCAUCAAGAGACACCUGCUGUCCCUGUGGAACGAUGGUUGCAUCCUGGGCUUUGUGAGUAAGGAGAGGGAGAAGGCCCUGCUGACUGGGAAGUGUCCAGGCACGUUCUUGCUGCGCUUCAGUGAGAGUAGCAGAGACGGAGCCAUCACAUUCACUUGGGUGGAACAUGACCAAUACAAUAAGCCUGUAUUCCAUGCAGUGGAGCCCUACACCAAGAAGGAACUGUCUGCAGUCUCUCUGCCUGACAUCAUCCGCACCUACAAGGUGAUGGCAGCUGAGAACAUCCCGGAGAACCCACUCCGUUUCCUCUACCCAGACAUCCCCAAAGACAAGUCCUUCGGAAAGUACUACGCUAGGGCCUCAGAGGCAUCAGAGCCCAUGGAUGUGGAGAGUUCCAGCAGCACAGGGUACAUGAAGACAGAACUCAUAUCAGUGUCAGAAGUUCACCCAUCUAGACUGCAAGACAACAUGAUGCCCAUGUCGCCAGACGUGUUCGGAGAGCUGAAGAGGAGCGUUGCACCAGUGUUCCAGUGUUGGACUGGUCCUAAGGAAAUUGAUGCUGUGACGUCUGAUCUCGGAGCGUUUUUAGCUGAAGACUUUCAGAUGUUUGAGAACACACCUGACUUGGACUGCAACUGAGCCAACAGACAUGUGGGACCUGAUCUUUUAGUUUUAUACUGAAGCCUAUUUCAUUUCAAUCCUUUACCCUCCUUGAACUUCAGUAGUCACGUUCCAGAACAAAUACAGAGUCAGUUUUAGAAAUAUACAUUACACUUAUAAAUUAUUAUAUAUAUAUAUAUAUAUAUAUAUAUAUAUAUAUAUAUAUAUAUUACACAAUGAAUAAUUUGGUGAUAAUGUGCACGUCGGGGUUGUGGGAUCGAUGGUCAUGGGGGACCAGUUAAAAGUGUGAAAAUGUAUGCACUCACUACUGUAAGUCACUCUGGAUAAGAGCGUCUAUUAAAUGACUCCAAAAAAGAAAUAAAGGGAGAUCUCAUCCAUCUUUAAAAUGAUAUCUUUAUUAUUUGAUCAUUGAAAUAAAUACAGUACCAGUCAAACGUUUGGACACACCAACUCAUUCCAGGGUUUUUCUUUAUUUUUUUUACUAUUUUCUACAUUGUAGAAUAAUAGUGAAGAAAAACUAUGCCGCACCAAUGUGUCGGAGGAAACACCGUGUACCUGGCAACCUUGGUUAGCGUGCACUGCGCCCGGCCCGCCACAGAAGUCGCUGAUGCGCGAUGAGACAAGGAUAUCCCUACCGGCCAAACCCACCCUAACCCGGACGAUGCUAGGCCGACCUCCCGGUCGCGGCCGGUUGUGACAGAGCCUGAACCUCACUGUUUUCUCAUAUCUUUUUCAUUGCCCCAGUCUGAGGUCCUGAGCGCUCUGGAGCAGGUUUUCAUCAAGGAUCUCUAUACUUUGUUCCGUUAAUCUUUCCUUCGAUCCUGACUAGUCUCACAGUCCCCGCCGCUGAAAAACAUCACCACAGCAUGAUGCUGCCACCACCAUGCUUCACCGUAGGAAUGGGGCCAGGUUUCCUCCAGAUGUGACACUUGGCAUUCUUGGUUUCAUCAGACCAGAUAAUCUUGAUCCUCAUAGUCUGAGAGUCCUUUAGGUGCCUUUUGGCAAAUUACAAGCGGGCUGUAAUGUGCCUUGUACUGAGAGGUGGCUUCUGUCUAAUGUGUGCGCUGGGAGUCGGGAAGCAGGUUCAGGGAGUGAAUAAUUUAAUAAAUAAACAAAACUUAAUACAGAACAAGAAACACGAACAACGCACAGACAUGAAUCUGUAACAGAAACAAUAACCCCUGGGGAAGGAUCCAAAUGGAGUGACAUAUAUAGGGAAGGUAAUCAGGCAGGUGAUGGAGUCCAAUACUGCAGAAAUGUUUUGGUACCCUUCCCCAGAUCUAUGCCUCGACACAAUCCUGUCUCUGAGCUUUACGGACAAUUCCUUCGACCUCAGGGCUUGAUUUUUGCUCUGACAUACACUGUCAACCAUGGGACCUUAUAUAGACACGUGUGUGCCUUUCCAAUUAAUGUCAAAUAAAUUGAAUUUACCACAGGUGGACUCCAAUCAAGUUGUCGCAACGUCUGAAGUAUGAUCAAUGGAAACAGGAUGCACCGGAGCUCAAUUUCGAGUCUCAUAGCAAAGGGUCUGAAUACUUAUGUAAAUUUAUUUUUAUUUUAUUUUUAUUAUAAAUGUUCAACCAUUUCUAAAAACCUGUUUUCACCUUGUCAUUAUGUGGUAUUGUGUGUAGAUUGAUGGGGGGGGGGGACUAUUUAAUCCAUCUUCGAUUAAGGCUGUAAUGUAACAAAAUGUGGAAAAACUCAAUACUUUCCGAAUGCACUGUAUGCUAAUAAAAUUACAUAAAUAAAAUCCAUGUUGUGAAGCCGAA
Molecule: messenger RNA, 4297 nt
Organism: Oncorhynchus keta (chum salmon)
Lineage: Eukaryota; Metazoa; Chordata; Actinopteri; Salmoniformes; Salmonidae
Product: signal transducer and activator of transcription 1-alpha/beta-like
Exons: 24
Coding region: 234-2546 (770 amino acids)
Biological process (GO): regulation of cell population proliferation; response to peptide hormone; cell surface receptor signaling pathway via JAK-STAT
Molecular function (GO): RNA polymerase II cis-regulatory region sequence-specific DNA binding; DNA-binding transcription factor activity, RNA polymerase II-specific
Source: RefSeq, a predicted model, not a curated record